Messenger RNA from Lithohypha guttulata, 4434 nucleotides. RefSeq lists its product as uncharacterized. The transcript has 2 exons. Bases 1 to 4434 code for a protein of 1477 amino acids. Gene Ontology annotation, molecular function: cysteine-type deubiquitinase activity; protein binding. NCBI's taxonomy places the organism in Eukaryota, Fungi, Ascomycota, Eurotiomycetes, Chaetothyriales, Trichomeriaceae. The record is from RefSeq and is a predicted model, not a curated record. Gene Ontology annotation, biological process: protein deubiquitination.
AUGUCGAACAAUCAGGAACCACAGGUCGCACCACAGACUCAGGAAGUAGUUGGCCAGCCCGAGCAGGAUAGUCAUGUGCAAACAACGGAUAGUAUUUCUGCGAGACCUGAAGACGAUAACGAACGUGGGAGCCAUCACGACGGAGACGACUCCUCCAAUUCCGAGUCAAAUUCAGAUUCAAGCACCUCGACGGAAACACCUGGCACCAUAUCUACCCCAAGGUCCUCUGCGCACGAAAGCGGUCAACCUGUACCUGAUUCGGAAUCGUCCCGACUAGAAAAUUCAAAUCCAGAACAACCAUCAAGUCAAGUUGGCCUCGCACCCGACUCCCAAGCCACAAUCUCUGAUCCGGACGCAGAAUCCUCGGUCGAGCCUGCUUCCAUACCACCAGUGCUGACCAACACCGACGUACCGAUCAUAGAUCACACUCCCUCAUGGGUGUUGUAUGAAGAGGAUACCUCGGCUCCCGACGAAGAAGAAUUGAAAGAGAUAGAGGCCGACGGGCACGAGCUCAAUGCAUCCGAUCCAAACGCAAUCGAGAAAGACGUCUUCUCGGACUUGGACGACCGAGAUUACCGGCCAAGCAAAAAGAUAAGGUUAUCAUGGGUGAUCAAGGGCGUGAGAGGCACGAAGGAACGCCCCAAUCGGGCUCGCAUCAUGCAAUCGCCCUCGGUCUGCAUUGACGGCAAAUAUUGGAGCAUCAAGUUUUUUCCUCGAGGUAAUAAGAGCAGGACUUCCUUGUCAGCCUACCUCCGCUGUUCUCCUCAAGAGCCACCCGCCGCAGCAGACGACCUUGUUGGUUCCUUCAAGGCCUGGGAAGCUGCACCUGAUGACGACCUUUCCAAGACCGAGCCCGUGUGUGAUCUCAAGCUGGAAUUGGCUGAAGUGAAAGAGGAGCAUGCUACAACCACUGAGCAUGAGCCAGAAAGCGUACCGCAAGGCCGACAGCGUCGAGAUAGCCAUGACGAUGAUGAUGAGAGCGUUUCCGGCGCCGAGGACGACCAACCCGAAACUGCUUCAACCACAACACCUGUGCAAGAUUAUCGAAUCUCUGCACAGCUAGGCCUGGUCAUGUAUAAUCCAACAGAACCACGUACGUCUUACACAUCCUCUGCUUCCCAUCAAUUCUAUCCUCAUCAAGACGACUGGGGCUGGGAUACAGCUGUCAACCAUUGGAGCGAGAUCCACCGAAGACGUCGUGGUCAACGCCAAGCCUUACUACGAGACGACACUAUCGCCGUCGAUGCCUACGUUCGAAUCUAUGACGACCCUACUAAAGCUCUUUUCUGGCACUCUUCAGCUGGUGAAAGCCAGUGGGAUGCGAAGGGUUUGGCUGGCAUCUUUCCUGUCGGAACUCGUCUUCUGUACCACAGCCCAGCAACGGCUGGCAUCAUUGCUUGGACGCUUCUUGCCCCUUUUCGAUCGCUUGUUCAGAACUUUGAUGCUGGCAUUUGGCGCAUCGACAGUUCAGCCCGACCACGUCCGCUCAUGGCACAUCUCCAGUUGAUGCUCUUUCAGAUGCGGAACAUGAAAAAGGAGGAAUUAUAUGUGCGCCUCGACAAUAUAAUUCACGAAAUCACAAAAUGUGGAGAGUCUUUUGACAAUGUCAAUAUGUUCUGGGAGGCUUUUCGCCGUUCGAUAGAGAUUGAAGCAGAAGGCGACCACAAAGUUGUCCAGGGUCUGAUUGACGUCUUUGGUAGUCAAGACCAGUUGCGAGCUAUACCUCUGUUGCCGGUUCACAAUGUUGCAGAUCUCCAAGCUAGUGCCAACGAAGCUUUCGAGAGAGCACACUUCAAGGGACCACUGCCGAAUUUCUUACCUCUGACACUUCAACGACAAAGCUUCGAUGCCACCAAGCGAGAGUGGCUGCUUCACAACGAUCGUGUACGAAUUAAUGAAGUGCUCGACCUCAGCAAGUUUGCUGACGUGGACGACGCAAAAUAUACCUUGUAUGGCUUUACCGUACACGAUGGCGAUCGAACUUCCGGCAAAUUCUUCAGUGUGCUGCGGCCACAUGGACCUGGAGGUAAAUGGCUUGUCUUCUCCGACGGCAAUGGUAACAAGGUCUUCUCUUACACUAAGAAACGUCUAGCAGAGUACGAGGGCCUGGAAGGUGCUGAGCUUAAGAAGGCCACAAUUAACCAUCAGACGGCACAUACAGCACUAUAUAUACGCACAAGUUGCUUGUCAGACUAUCUCCUGUCAGAACUCGAAACAUAUCGCCUACCCUACUGGUUGAAAUUCCAUCUAGAUGAAGCAUAUAACAACAACGCAGACAUGUUCGAGAAGCCAGACGAACCAGAGCAUGGAGACUCCAUUCCGAUCGAGCUUUUCUGGGACAAAUCAGUUGGUGGUCAACAAGGCAAGCUUGAUCUAUACAGAUUAAAGAGCCACGAAAAGGCAAAACAAAAGCAGUAUUGGCAGCGCUUCUUGGCUCAUAAACAGGCUACUAUUGCCGACAUCAAAGCGAAGAUAGCUGAGAUGCUACAAGUCGACGAGAAAGCCUUCAAGCUCUGGGCUAUGAACCACCAUCGUUUAGGUGGAAAGUAUGAAGUGGCAGAAGACGAGCUCGCUGAGCGGUUCAUGAAACUAGGAGAAAUCAAUAUCCAAGCGCCCCCUGAACCAGAGCCAACGCCGGAAGAACCAGUAAUAACACCUGAAAUUGCUGAGCCACAAGAAAGCGAAUCGCACAACCCCAAUGUAGAGCCUGCUGGAUCAUCGUCUGCAAGCGAAACCGCCGCUGCUGCGGAUGCCGAACAAGCAUCUGUACGGGAGGCAGUCGAUGCGUACUUGGAAACAACUGCUGCUUCUGAGGUGGUGUCCGCAUCAACAACCAACCAACCUGAUCACGAACAACCAGGUACGGAUGGUACAAGAGAAACACAGGCAACAUCGAACGAAGAACCAGCAACGCAAAGUCUUCAGACUCACGACAACGAACAAGCCGAUGAAUUAGCGCCCCUGGAGAACGCGACGACGGGUCGAGCCAGUGUUGAAAAUGAUACUGCAUCGUCACAAACAGAGAACAAUGUUGCUGUUAUCGUACCAGUAUCUCAGAGUAUAGUAGAGACUCUCCCCGCAGAAUCUCAUCCCACACUUGUUCAGACGGUUAGAGACCACAGUCCUUCAACACCAGAUGCUCCUGUAACACCGUCAGAGCCGGCGUCGAUCGAAGCUGCCCAAGAAAAUGCUAUGAGAGAAAUGCUUGCUGUAGCAGAAGCAAACGAGUCAAUUCCACCUGUUGUCCAUGGUCACCUGAUUGAUGCCUCUGCGCACACGUCUACUGUUGCCGAUUCUGCAAAUAACGAGACAAUUUUAGGUCACGGCCUGCCUCCAUUGCCCGCUGGUAUACCGAUACCCAUUGGCAAUGAUCAAAUCGUUCUCAUACAGCCCGCGCAGGGCGAUAUAUCGGCCGAAGAUGCUGCAUUAAUCUCACAAAUGAUAGCAGCUGAUCUCGAGGCUGCAGAACGAUCUGAGCAGCCAUCGAAUGACAGCAACGCAAUCGAAGAGGCGGAGUCUGAUGGCGAAGACGAAGCUGUUGACUCACGACCAGCCACGCCUACGCAGCGCAUACCUGAUGUCUAUGGAUUUUUGCACAUUUUUGAUGCUGAGCAACAAAAGUUCACAGCUCACAGUACGUUUACGGUCCCUCGAGACACAAAUAUCAGCACAAUGGUUCGCAAACAGAUGAACUACGAUGACGAGAAAAGCUUCCAUCUUUGGAAGCGCGAGGGCACAUACAGAACGGUUGGUGUCUCCCUUGAGUCUACCUUCCAAGAUGCGUCACUACUAGACUGUUGCGAGGUCAUCGUUGGCGACCAUCUAGGCGAAACAAAAAUGGAAGCUUUGAAAGCUGAAGCGAAAUUCGUGGAUCCUGGGCAGCUAGUGCGAUACCUAGCUAUGGUCCAGCGCCGCCAUCCCGUCGCAGCGUUAACAACUCAAGAAUCAGUCGAAAUCGCAGAGUUCGGAGGCGACUACUACAAAGGCCCGCUAGUACAAGGUCAACGCCACGGUACAGCUUGUUCCCUCAUCACACAGGCCGGCGAUACCUACGAAGGACCACUCGUAGCAGGUCAAAAAUCAGGGCAGAAGGGUAAAAUGACCUACCAAAACGGCGACACGUACAACGGCGGCUGGCUCGAUGACAUGAAGCACGGCGAAGGUGAGUUUCUCGAGCAGCGCACUGGCAACCGCUACGUCGGAGGCUACGAGAACGACAAGCGCUGGGGAAAAGGCGUCACCUACUGGCAGCAAGCAGAUCAGCAGGCGGCACUAUGUCAGAUCUGCUACUUUGAAGAAGUCGACGCGUUAUUCUACAAGUGUGGCCAUGUCGUUGCGUGCUACGCAUGUGCGAAGCAGUGUGCUGGUGAUUCGAAUGGGUGUCCGGUGUGCAGGAAGCCUAUUGAGGCGGUGGUGAAAAUGUAUCGGUCGUGA